GAGCGAGGAGUGCCAGUGGCGUGGUGGGAAAUCGAGUGUCCGUCAGUUGGAGUUGGGACUUUGUGUGAGCUUGUGGUGCUUCGCUAGCACUCUGCGUGGCAUGUGAAGAGAAACAGAAGAGGACUUGCUUCCAAAACACUCCUGAACAAGAACAUCGUCAGCCCUUUAGUCGAAAAACGCUUGUGAUGCAGUGCGUGACGUCUCUGGUGCAGUGAAUUUGGAACAGAACACAGAGAGAGAGAGAGAGACUCAAGAUGCCAGACUCUGAGAAGGACAUCGUGACGAAGGAGUGGCUGCAGGCGGAGCUGCGGGCUGCCACGCGGGAUCUCAUCAUCCUGGACUGUCGCAGCUCAAAUCUCUAUGCGGAGUGUCACAUCCGUUCGGCUGUGAACUUCUCCAUUCCCAGCAUCAUGCUGAGACGCCUCGCGGCUGGCAAGAUCGACAUCACGUCCACGAUCAAGUGUCGCAUCCUCAAGCAGAGGAUCACGAAUGGAUACAAGGAGGGCAUCUUCGUGCUGUAUCACGACGCGAUGGACGCAACAAAUGACACAAUUAAUGUGUUGCAUCGACGACUCAAACAAGAUGGCUGCCAUGUUGUGUGUCUCGAGGAGUCCUUCGCGAGCUUCAGGUCCUCCUUUCCGGAGUGGUGCGAGGAGUCAAUGGACGGGAAUGUGGACGCGAAGAUGGCACACGGCGGACAGACGCCGGCGGAGCAGCUAAUGGGACUGAGAUCCCUUCGCAUUUCCACACCACAAUCAGAUUCAGCGUGCAGCAGCUCGGCCGAGUCAUCGGACUGCGAGAGUUCCACUCUGUCGCACAGCAUCGCGUCUUCUGGGGCGCCGGUGGAGAUCCUGCCGGGACUCUUUCUCGGCAAUGCACAGCACAGCGAGGACUCGAGGGCGCUGCAGAAGUACAACAUUCGCUACGUGCUGAACGUGACGCCGGACCUGCCGAAUGUGUUCGAGGGCUCGGGCGGCAUCCAGUAUCUGCAGAUCCCCAUCACGGAUCACUGGAGUCAGGACGUGGCCGUGUACUUUCCCACGGCGAUUCAGUUCAUCGAGGAGGCGCGCACCAAGGGUGCCGCCGUCCUGGUGCACUGCCUGGCCGGCGUGUCGCGCUCCGUCACAGUGACACUGGCCUAUCUCAUGCACGCGCGCUCGCUGUGUCUGAACGACGCCUUCUCGCUGGUGCGCUCGCGCAAGCCGGACGUGUCACCCAACUUCCACUUCAUGGAGCAGCUGCACUCGUUCGAGCGUCAGCUCAAGUGUCGCCCCGCCGAUCCGCCGCCGCCGCCGGCCGUCCGUGCGCGCGCCACCAAGUACUCGUGCGCGUGCGCCGAGGUGGAGUGCAAGUGCAUGCAGACGGACUUUCUGGCCACCGCCACCGGCGUGAGCCCAGAUUCGGGCAUUGAGUUCGAUCGCUGGACGCCCGGCGACACGGAGACGCCCAAAUGAGGGCGGCUCGUGGGGAAGAGCUUCGUGUUGCCCACCAGCGUCGAGGAUGCUGAGGAGACGACGACGGCCGCCGAGUGAAGUCUCUGCCCACGAGAUGUGGGCCCAUCGCCGGCGGCCGGGGCGACGGCCGAACGGGGCUCUUUGCCUGCGGGACACAUAGAUGACAUAUAUGCCAAAACAGCGACGACGGAAUCGCCUCGGUGGAGUGGACAAAGUCGAGGAGAGAGAGAGAGAUAUUGUGGCCGAAAAUUGUGUACAAUUUGAGCGAAAGAAUGUGUUUAAAAUCACUUGCAAUUUUCCAUUUAUCGUAGUUCGCUGAACUUCUAGGUUUUCCUCGAGAGAAAAAUGUUGUUUUUAAAUUCUCUUUUCCACAUUAUGUGGAGGACUAAUUUGAGUGAGACUUUGUGAGUGAAAAACAUCCAAGAAGAUACAAGUUUAACAGAAUUAAACAUUUGCGUUUUACAAUAGAGAGCGCAAUUGUGGAUUUUGAGGCGAUAAGAAACACUAUAUAUGGCACUAAAGUUAAAUAUGAGGAUAGAUAAAGUGUUCUCCUUAAAAUUAUUGAUAGAAAACUCUGCAGAAUCUUUUGAUUAAAUUUCACACUGAUAUUUGGCAAGUCAUCAUUUAUUCUUUGGUCUGAAUAUAUCUUUUUUAAUUCUCCUUUUUGACUCAUAAUCUCACAAUAAUUGUCCUAAAAAUUCAUAAGACGUUCAAGAACUGCUUCAAUAUCUCAAAGGGUUCAAGAAGGACUACAGAUUUGGCCAUAUUAUGUCUCCCUUGCGCACAAUAGAGAGAGAGAGGAAGAGAGAAAGAGAGCUACUUAAAGAGCGCGCCAAAUCUCAGACGAUUCCGCUGUGCUGGAAGAAUAUCUACAAUUAGACACGCAUUAGAAGUGGACACAUAUAUAAUUUCUUCGGCAGCUUGAGAGGAUGUUGUGUUGUUGAUUGUUGAUUUGUGUAAUGAGAGUUGAUUUGAGAAAAUAAUACACUAAUAUUUAAAAUAUUUGUGAAAUAUUGCUGAACAUUUCAGCGGAUUUCUUUCUAAAAAAAAAAGUAAAUAAACAAAUCAAGAUAUAAAUAUCUAAAUAUAUUAUUAGAGAGAAAAUGGAGAAGUUAUGGAAAAAAUAUUGAUGAAACUAAUAAUAUUCAUGGUGUAAAUUUUAUGAUAUUUUGAAAUUAAUGUAUAAAUUACAUCAAAGAUGCAAUAUUUUCCUUUCUUUUAUUCAAUAUUAAAUCUUUGUAACUCCGUUGUGGAUAUUUAACAAAAGAGAAGAGACGAAGAAGAAAAAUAACUAAGAAUAAGAACAUGAAAAACCUCAUUGAAGAACACGAGAUUCUAAAAAAAAAAACAGCAGCACUUAAACUUAGAUGCAGUAAAAGCUUAGAGAAGCUUUUCGAUAUGAAGAAGAAGAAUAAAAAAAAAACAUGAGAAACAAUUUGUCUAAUUCCAAAGAAAAGUUCUCAUAAUGUGCAUUUUUUUAAACAUAAUUGUAAAAAUAUAGCCAAAGUUGUUCUCUUUACACCAUAAAUUUCAUUCCAUACGAAAAACACAAGUGUUGGAAUCGAAGAAUGAAAUAACAAUAAAAAUUGCCUCCAAAACAUUCCUGAAAAUUUCAAACACCAGCGAUAGUAAGAUAACAUUUUUUUGCAAAAAUAAGAAGAAUAAGGAAAAACAUUUAUAGAAACACUGUUUGCAUUUAUAUGGUGAACAAGGUUUCCAAACUUCCAUAGAACUGUAAAAAAAAAUCACGAAUUGAGAGAACUUAUUCUCAAGAGAAAAAAAAAACAUUUACAUAAUAAUUACACUUUCCUAGAAAAAAAUGCAGAGAAGGAAUAUAAAACAUAUAUAUAUUUUUGGAUAAAAAUAUGAUGAAAUAUUAAAGAAUUCCACAUUGUAUUUUUGUAAUAAACGAGCCAAUAUUUCUUAUUCCCACAGAGAAAAAAAAAAUUAAACAGUGAAGAACAAAAUUUGUGUAAAACUCAGCUUGAUGAAGAAAUAAAAGGAUUAAGCAUUAGACAUUAAAAUGACAUAAAUUCUAAUAAAUGCAUUUCCUAAUAAGUAUAUAAAAAUAAUGAUAUAUAAUUAAAUGGAAGGUUUUUUGCAGUCGCCAAAGUUGUUUAAUUCCUCUUUUCACUACUGUAUUAAAAGCGCAGAGUUUACAUCCAAGAGCAAGAGAGUAAGACACGUGAGAGAUUGAGAAAUUAUGUAAAGGAAAGAAAAACAUAUAAAUAUAUAUAUAUUACUGUAAUUGACAAAGUGAAUAAACACACAGUGUAUUAAUAAAGGAUAUAAAGAAAAAAAA
Messenger RNA from Phlebotomus argentipes, 3756 nucleotides. It is a transcript of the gene Mkp3, whose product is annotated as dual specificity protein phosphatase Mpk3. Gene Ontology annotation, biological process: protein dephosphorylation; negative regulation of MAPK cascade. The transcript has 4 exons. The coding region runs from base 255 to 1454 and encodes 399 amino acids. NCBI's taxonomy places the organism in Eukaryota, Metazoa, Arthropoda, Insecta, Diptera, Psychodidae. Gene Ontology annotation, molecular function: protein tyrosine/threonine phosphatase activity; MAP kinase tyrosine/serine/threonine phosphatase activity. Gene Ontology annotation, cellular component: cytosol; cytoplasm. The record is from RefSeq and is a predicted model, not a curated record.